Cylicocyclus nassatus is the source of this 4843-nucleotide messenger RNA. Lineage: Eukaryota; Metazoa; Nematoda; Chromadorea; Rhabditida; Strongylidae. The record is from the annotation of a GenBank genome assembly.
AGACAAUGCGCUGGUUAUGCGUACUGUCUCUGGUUGGUGCGAUUGCCGCGGUGGUGACGGCACCGAGCGCAUGUCCAGCGCAUACAUUCACAUGUGACGAUGGUUCAUGUAUACCCGAGGACUGGGUUGGAGACGGCGAAGCGGACUGCGAUGACAGGUCGGACGAAACUGGGCAUAUGGUUGCUAAUAGGACGAAAGAAGCGGAUCCUUUCGAUAGCGUUGUCACGACAUCACCACAAAACCAGCCGGCUUCCAAAGUCCGACAACAAACCACUGAAGAACCGAAAGACUGUCCAUACGAGCAUCAGCUACGAGUGGAUGAAUGUGCCGAGCCGGUUCUUUUGUUUUUACAUGACGUUAAUGCUAUCUACUUUGAAAAUUCCAGUCUCCUUUCCGAUAAAGAAACUCAAACAAGAGUGGAGAAGGGCUGUACCCUUAUGCAAGAGUACACAAUCUGCACAAAAGGAGCUUCGGCAGCUUGUAGCGCCGACGAAGGUGUUCAGUCAUGGCGAGAGGUAGAGAUGUAUGCAUGCCAGUUGCUCAUCCCUGCCGUACGCGAACAUCGUCAAUGCUUUGGUCGACCUCGACAUACAGUCUCACUGAUCUAUUUUAGAUUUGACCCGCUUGCUUCACCUUUCUGUCGUCUGGUCACCUCCGUUACACAAGAUGUGAACUGCAUCCAAAAGCAUCACGAGGGCUGCACAGAGGCUGCGUUAGAGAUGCUCGAACCAAUUUUGGAAGAAUCUCAACAGAUUACCUCCUCCCUCAGAUGCCGUUCUCCAAGCGAUCUUCCUGCUCAUGAACCCACACAUGAAAGCACCCCUGAAGACACCGAAGAGCCGACAACCGAAAUGCGAGAAACUACAACUGAAACUACGCCUAUAAUGACUACAACUGCUUCAACCGCACCUCGUACCCCCCAUCUCGUCACUUUACCUUCGACGACUCGCAGAACGAUGGGACCAGUAGUGCAAGAAACAUUGGCACCGCAUGAAGCCACUACAGUUCACAUGCCUUCCGAAAAUCUAGGAAGGGAGCUCAAAAUCAAUAUGAGCGAUGCGGUCAACGCUUUCUAUUACAUUUACGAUGUAUGCUCGUCCGACUACUCGAAAUCGCCCUUCGCCAGGGUUGCAGCUAAGCUCUGUAUGAAACAGGAUGAAAUCGCUAAAUAUAGCGACUGUUAUCAAAACACAUUGGAAAAACAGAAAUGCACAGCACGGGACGUUAAAACCGAAUGUGAAGCCUUGGAAGCAUUCAACGCAAACCUUGACUGCUCUAUUGUGACCAUGAACGAUGUUUGCGAAGUUGAAGCCCAAAACACGGUGAUCGAGCUACAAGAGGCAGUAAAUGAUAUUUUAAUCGAACGGAAAUGCUUCGAACAAAAGGAAAAAGCUGCUGAACCAAAAACACCUGCUGAUCCAAACGAAUUCCAUCUCGAUACGAAGAUGACACAUUGCACAGAUGAGCAAGAAAACGGAGCUCUAGCAUGCUUGGUAGAGUUGGUGGAGAUAAAUAAACAACUGGCUCAAUUCCAAAACCUCAACUUCUUACUUGAGAUCGCCACCGAAAACUCGACAGCAGUGGCAAAUAUCUGUAAAUUGUAUGACAAAUAUGAGAAAUGUCUGAAUGCCAGCGUUUUCUUUGACAACAAGCGCUGUGCCUUCGCUAGUCCACUCAACACUCUCGCAAGAAUUGGUCUCGCUCCCAUCUGCUCUAUCGACUCCGGUCCUCUGCUGUCGUCACACCGUGACUGCCUUGUCAAGCUCGCAUCUCAGGCUGGAGCAGAGUCAUCAAAUUGUCAGAGUGGACUGUCUGGACUCGGAAAUACCGUGAAUAUGAUGCUACAGGGAAUACAUGGCGAAGCACUGCUGUGCAAGUCUUUCUACCUUAUCCGGGACACCUUUGCCUGCGGCGAAAAAGCCGUGGAACAACAAUGCGAUGCUAAAGCUUUGGAAGAUCUUAGCACACUCAAGAAACAGAUGAGUCAAAUAGGCGAAGAAGAGGGAUGUCCCAAAGUGCAGCCGGCAAACCUCGACGAGAUCAUUGCCAGACCUGUGAAGCGACCAACGCCACCGCCGAUACCAUUGCCAAAACGACCAGACACAGCACCAGUGGCUCGCCCGCUGAACACUGCAGCUCCCGUUAAUGGCAGCGCCCAAGUUGUUGAUAUGUCAGCGAGUCAAGAAACUAAUGGGCAAGCAUCUUCUGCGCCACCACCAGCACCGGCUUCUCCACCCCAACCGCAACCUCAAGCCGUAUGCGCACCUGAGCAGCAAAAGAAGUUUGAAGAGUGUGUGCGACCUCUGACAGCCUUCCAACCGCAUCCACUCUCUGUGAUCAAGAUUCCAAGACAGAUCGAUGAAGCAUGUGAAGAGUUCGAAAAAUUCAAGACGUGCGUUUCGGAUGUGCAAUGUCGCCCACUAUGGGCCACAGGCAUGACUGCGAUGUUUUCGUAUGCUUGCGGUGAAGGCAGUGAAGGCUACAAGAAGGUCCGCCAGUGCCUCAGGAAAAUCUCCUCUGAAGAUACUGUCAAAGAAUGCGUCACGACAUUCUCGCGAGGUGCUCCCACUCAAGCAUGCCUUUCGGCUAAUGCUCUGUUGACUUGUGCUAUAGCCCCUAUUCAGACGGAAUGCGGAGAGGAGACAUCAGAUUGGGUAGUGAAAUAUGUGACGAAGUUUGCUACUGCUAUAGAUCCUCGAUGUAAAUUGGCUAGUCAGCUGCCAAUCGGCAAAGUGAUCGGUGUCGGCUGCACAGCUGAAGAGGAGGCUGUCAUCGAGCACUGUGCUGCUCCACUGAAUGACAUUGGUGCGCGAAUGGAAGAACUUUUCCAGGGAGGGCUACAGGCAAUGAUCAAAAAUGUCAAUAGUCUGGCUCCCGUGUUUGCUGGAGGAUGCAAUCUAACAGACGAGUUCCGGCAAUGUGCAUCGUUCUUAUUUACUGGCAGAACACCUUGCGUUGUUUCUUCUUGUAUGAUUCAUGCUGGUGAUGGAAUUUGUGACCAACCCGAUCCGACCAAAGCUAUCGACGAUAACUUGAGCUGCGUCUUCGCGCAGGUUCAAGAACCCUCCUUUGCCAAGUGUGUUCGCUCAAUCCUUACCACAGUCAAGCAGUUUACCCUGAACUCAUUCCGCAACAUUCUGCCCAAAUUUAUCGACUGCACAGAAGAAAUUGUUAUGGCAAAAUGCGGAGAGACUCCCAUCAAGGUCCUGCGAGCCAUGUCUUCACCCGAUAUUUGCCCAAUUGGCCCUGCACCUAUCGUACCUGUGAACAAACCUGAAAGGGUGGAACCACAAGUCCCCACUUGCACCCCCGAAAAGAAACAGGCGUUUGAUCAAUGUACCCAACCAUUUUACACCCGUUAUCGUAUGCUACCGGUGACUCUGAUUAAUGAGAUGGACAAUCUGGACCAGGUUUGUUCUGAUGUGUCGGUCAUGGAUGGUUGUUCGAUAUCUACGAGAAUCUGUUCUACAAACGAACAGACAGCUCUGAAGAAAAUGAUCGAGCAGUUGUGCGCUUCAAGACAAGCCUACGAUCAUUACAAGAUUUGUCUGAAGACGGUCGCCAGCAGUCCGCAGGGUUCAUCAUGCACGUCGGAAUUUAUGUCAUCAACCCCAGGAAGCCGUUGCUCAUCGCUUCAGAACGCAGCCUCUUGUAUAGCAAAACAGGUGCGCGAUGAAUGUGGUGAAGAUGCUCUGACGUACUCUUUUGCUGCAAUGAAUGACUAUGCAAAAAUGGUGGAUAGCCGAUGUUGGAUCGAUAAGCCGUCGGUGGCUAUAGCAACUGGCUGCACCGAACAGGACAUGGUUGCCUAUUUGUCAUGCGAAAGCUCGAUCGACCCAUUCAGCUUCCGACCCGUCUCCAUUAUUGGCGAUGGCUCGAAGUGGGAUGAGAUGUGCACAGCAUUCGCAACCUCGUACAAACCAUGUGUGGAGAAGAUGAAAUGCCGAUUUGAACCUGUGUCUUCAGCAAAUAUGCAGCUCUUUGAUGGAAUUUGCAACAAGCCACUAACACUUCGCGAUCAGAAAUCAUUCGGAAAAUGUUUGUCGGACUACACAAAUAGCGAGAAGGGACAGCAAUGCAUCGCUGCAAUGGCUGCAGUUGAUCCGAUGGCUGCAGAUGCUCCUGGAAAGAUGUGCACCGUACUGAACUCCGUGCUUCAAUGUGCUGGGGAGGACAUUGAGAAACAAUGCGGCUACGAUGCGUUGCUUCAUGUCUACGAGCAGCACACAUUGUGGGCACAAGCUUAUAAUAAGAGCUGCGUUGUACAGUCUCCUGAACCAAAAUCCGUACCUUCCAAUACUUUGGACCAAUCCAAGGAUGUGGAACCUCAACAUGUUACCAAGGACGAGACCACACCCGUCGGUGUGCUUCAGAAGGACACGACACCGCUUGUCAUUGGUGUGGACGUUUUCGAUGUGACGACGUCAGCGGAAGAGACGACGACGACUUCGGAAAUGCAAGAGACCACAACGACGCACCCAAAGGACAUUACUACAAUGACAGCAGGUGUGGCUAACUCUAUGCUCAGCGCUCUACUGGUACUAUUUAUCGCUUUGCGAGUGUUCUAAAGAUGGAUUCUUCCACGUUUCGAAAACAAAGUUGUUAGAACAGAGAUUUAUGAGUCGUUCGACGCAAUUUCACACCAGAAAUUCUGUCCCACACAUUCCCUCAUUACUGAUGAUCUGAUUACCGUAAACUUGCCUUCUUCAUUCAAAAAAUGAGCAUAACGCGACCAAUUCAAGGAGCUUUCCGCUUUACCACACGAAUUUGUGAAAAUUUCUGCAAAAUCUAAGUGGAAAAUCCUUCGAUCUCGGUCUAAUCUAGUAUUCUUUCAUAAAACGAC